Molecule: messenger RNA, 6042 nt
Organism: Closterium sp. NIES-65
Lineage: Eukaryota; Viridiplantae; Streptophyta; Zygnematophyceae; Desmidiales; Closteriaceae
Source: the annotation of a GenBank genome assembly
AUGGCCGGCAUAAAGAGAUGCCCUCCCGUCAGCACCGCAGCUGGAGUGGGGUCCCCUCCUCCCACCCUCCUUGCCGCACCUGCACCUGCUUCCCACCCUAUCCCCACCCGCGUCCCCACCCCUCCUCUGCUCUCCGUGCAAGGCCCCCACCUUCCCCAGCUAGCCCAUGCACCACCACACGCCAUCCCAUGCCGCCCCACGCUGCCAUCACCGCAUGGAGCAACCCUCAAGGAGCCACACUUGGCAGCAUCACCACAGCAUCCCCCUCAUAGCGUCGUCCACCUUCCCUCCGCCUCUGCUCCUGCUACUGCUGCUGCCGCUGUCCCGAUGGCCCCUCCACCCCCACCACCUGUCCGCGUCUCACCCUUGCCUCAGACUGACCUGCCUGCUGCCUCUGCACUCCCACCUGCUCGCUUGCAGCAGCAAGCAGACGGAGAGAGGCACAUGCACUCCCUGCCACCCACUGCCCUCCCAACCACCCACGCACGAACUGCCACUGCAGCCUCUGCUGCCGCUGCCUCAGCUGCAGUCGCUGCUCCCACGCACACAUACACGACUGGGCGCAAGUCAUUCCCCCCAUCCCUCUUCCUCCCCCGCACUGACCCACUUGAUGCCUCCGCUCUCCCCUCCCCCACUCCGCCCUCCUCCACUAGACGCACCGCUUUCUCCCCGCAGCAACCACCGUCCACCCAUCUUUCCCCGGCUGGGGAUCAACCGCCUCUCAGCAGCCCCUUACAACCCCCUCCUGCCAAAGCCCACUCCACUGCUGCUCCCCACCUGCAAUUCCCCCCAGGCUUCCCUUCCCCAGUAGAACCCUCAUCGCUCACCCCCAAGCCGUCCCCCGUGCCCCUGCUGCCACCACCACCCCUUGCAUUCCCACGCCCCCUUACAGUCAGAUCUACUACGCCUUUCCCUUCGCCUUUCCCCCCGCCCAUUGCCCCUGCUCUGCCCUUUCUUGCCGCUCGCCUGCCCCUCCCUUUUGGCCCGUUCGUCCGCCCACCCAUCCCCGCCGCUGCCCUCUCUCUCCCCAUCGGCCUCUCUUCUCGCCUCCCCCUUGCCUCCCUCUCUUCGCCCACUGCUGCCGCCGCUGCCGUUGCUGCUGCGGCUUCCGUUCCUGCUGCUGCUGCCGAUGGUAGUAACGCAGGUGUUGCUGCUGUUGCUGGUGGUGCUGGGGGUGACAGUGGUGCCAGUGUGGGGAUGGGGAGAGGGAAAGAGGAAGAGAGGGAUGAACAGAGUCUGGGGAAACUGAGGAAGGAAGGCGAAGCGGAUGAAUCAGCUAGAGCAAAUGACAGGAAAGGGGAGGAGCACAAGGCAUCGGAGGAUGGGAAGAAAGCAGGGGGGCGAGAUGAGGUAAAGCGCGAGGAAAGGGAGGAAUCUGCACCAAUGAGUGCUGCUGAUUCAAGCAAGCCAGAGGUAGUUGCUGAUGGUGAUGCGGAGGCGGAGAUGGGCAGGCAGGGGGAGUCUGUGACAGCACAUGGUGCUUGUGCGGAGGGCAGGGGUGUGAUCAGCGGGGUGAGUGGAGGAGAAGGGCCGAGGAAGGAAGAAGGGUGCGAUGGGCAUGCCACAGAAGCUGUUGCAAGUGAAGCAACGCACCUGCAGUCAUCAGAGCCGUGCUCAGAGUCUCUCUGUGAUGAAGAGUUGGACAUUGCACUGCCUCACCCGGGCAUACUCGCCACGACCUCCCACCCUGAAGCUGCGAGUGCAACCCGCACUCUUUCUCCCCCGGCUGCUCUGGGGGUGGAGUUGGUGCGUAUGAAGGCAGAGGGUGCAGGUGGCACGGCAGGUGGUGUGGGUGGCAUUGCCGAGGCUGCAUGUGGGGCAGCAAGGGGGGUUGAUGCGCGUGUAGGAGAGCCUGGUGAUGCGCCCCUGCGGCGGCUAGACUUGGACCCCAGGCGCAGAGAGGUGGGUGCUGAGGGGGACUUGGAGGUUGUUGUUGGUGCGGGCGGAGUGGGAGGGAAGGGAGGGGGAGAGGAGGAAGAGGAGAUGAAACGAGAGGAGGGAGGACGUGAGAGCGAGCAGCAGCAGGAGGAGGAGCGGGAAGGGGAGAAGGAGGGGGAGAAGGAAGGGGGGGAGCAGCAAGAGCAGCAGUUGGAGCAGCAGGAGGGAGAGCAGGAGGGGGAGCAGGAGGGAGAGGAGCAGGAGGAGCAGCAAGGGGAAGGUGAGGGUGGAGGGGGGGUGUCAGCACGUGCCUCUGUUGCUCUUGCUGCAGCUCUGCUCGCGCCCCCUGCCCCCCACCACGCCCCUGUGCGCAGCGGCCGCAUCUACACGCGCCGCCGCGCCCGCUCUGGCGCCCGCAGCACUGCUGACCGCUGCAGCACCUGGGGUCGCGGGGGCGCUGACCACACCGGCGCAGGGGGGGAAGCAGGGGCAGGUGGGGGAGGGGGAGGUGUGGGAGAAUUGGGGAAGGGAGGCAAGGAGGUGGAGGAGGAAGCUGGACAAGGGGAGGGGGAGGGGGAAGAUAUGCACAGCAGCAGCUGUGGGGAUGGUGAGGAGGGGACUGGGCAACCAGCAAGCGGUGACUGGGGGAAGGGGCCAGGAGGGGGAGGAAAGGGCGGAAAGGGGGGAAAGGGAGGGGCAUUGAAGCUUGAUGCGGUGAGAGAGAGGCUGGUGGGGCGGGUGGCCAAGGGCAGGCGGCGAGGCAAGGGGGGAGGGGCAGCGGGGGCGUUGGGACAGCAGCUGGCAGUGCGGGCGGCGAUAGCAGAGCGAGCGGCCGGCAGGCCUAGCCUGGCGUUUGGUGCGGAAGUGAGUGUGGAGGGCACGGGCGUGGGGGGGUGGAGAAGCAGAACCCUGGCGGAGCUGGUCGUGCCAAGGGGCCGGGGGGGCGCGCGGGGGAGAGGCAAGGGGAGGAAGAGGGGGGACGGAUGUGGGAAGGGGAAGGGGGAGGGAGAGGGGGAGGGGGAGGGGGAGGUGCGGGUGCUAUGGCUGGCGGAUUCCAGUGUGGCUCCCCGCCCCUUGGGGGAUGGGGAGGGGGGCGAGGAGGAGGAGGAGGAAGAGAGGGAGGCGGGAGAUGGGGAGGAUGAGAAGGGGGCGGGGGUAGUGGGAAGGCAGGGUGUGGAAGGUGCGCGGUUGGGCAGUGGCUUGGUGGCAGGCAGUGGGAGAAAGAGAAAGGGUGUUGGCGAGGGGGAGCAGGCGGGGGAAGAAAGUGGAGGAGAGGAAGGGGGGAAGGGAGAUGGAGGGGGCGUGGGCGACAGGGAGGUGACGGCUGGAGGGCACGAGGGGGAGGAGGAGGGGGAGCGGGACAGGGAAGGAGAUGCAUCAGGCUGGGAGAAUGCUGGGGAAAAGGCUUGCGGGGGAGCAGAGGAGGGAGGGAGUGCGAGCGUGAUUGCAAGCGAGUGGAAGGGGGGCAAGCGGCGGCGGUGGCAGCCGGUGGUGUCACGGGGAGGAGAUGGCGUGGUGGAGGUGCGCUUUCGACAGCUGCUGCCCGGCACCUCCUCUGCUCCCUCUGCUCUGAACCCUACCCCACCUCCUCCUGCUGCUGUGGCUUCUGCUGAUGAUGCACCUGCUACGGGAGAGGGUGACGUAGCAAAGGAGCAGGGCGAGGAGGGAGAGGAGAAGGGAGAGAAAAGGGGAAAGGGUCAAGGGGAGAAAGGGGAAGGGGAAGGGGAGGACGGAGCAGGUAGUGGAGAAAAGAGAGGAGGGCGUGAGGGCGAGGGUGAAAAGAGUGAAGGUGAGGUGGGAGAAGAGGGGAAGGAGAGAAGGGAAGAGAGGAAGGGAGAAAGUGAGGUGGGGAUGAAGAGGGCUGCUGACAGGGAGAUGCCACACAGUACAGCUGCUUCUGCACCCGCCCUUCUCACUGCAGCGAAAGCAGUGAGUCGGGACGGUGGAAGAGGGAACGGUGCGAGUUGGGGUGGCGGGAGUGAGGAUGGGGCUGUGGGAGCCCGUGGUGUGAAGAGGAAGGCGGGUGGGGGUGAGGAGGGAGAGGGGAGUGCAGGGCAUUCGGGAGGAGCAGGGAAAGGGUCAGGGAAGAGCAUGCGUGUGGGGGGGGAGGUGCUAGUGGGGCAAGGAGGAGGUCACAAUGGGGCCUGUGGGGAUAGUGGGGCGGGAGGGGGUAGUGGGGCAGGUGGGGAGAAACGGGAGCAGGCAGGAUUUGAAGAAGGUGGUGAGAUGGGUGUUGGAGGAGCGGAGAAGCAAGUGUGCGGAGAGCAAGGCGAGAACGCCGGUGCGGUGGGAAGUGGUGGCGAUGACAUAAAGAUGGGCGGCGUUUUCUCAGAAGACACGCUUGAUGCGAGUGGGAGGGAGGGGGUGAGAGAAGGUGGGGGGACAGCGGUGGAGGGAGAAAAGGAAGCAGCAAAGGAGGGUGGGAAAGUGCAGAGUGAGGCAGAGAGGCGGGCACUGGAGCUGCUAGCAAGGCGUGGACUGGGGGAGGCGGAUCUGAAGGCGCUGGGGGAGAUGAGACUGGGCGUGGGGGGCAGGCGGGGGCGAGGCAGAGCCAGAGGGGGGAGCAGAGGCGGUGGGGGGAUGGAGAGGGGCGGUGGACGGGGGGCGAGGGAGGGGGGAGGUGGCAGGGAGCAAGGCGAAGGGAAGGUGGCAGUGCCUGCUUCUCGUAGUGAUGCUGCUGCUGCUGUCGUUGCUGCUGUUACUGCUGCUACUGGCGGACCUGCCGGUGCUGUUACUGUUGGUGGUGCUGCGGGUGGCAGUGGAGGCGAGUUUGAGCUGUUGCUGCGUCUGCCAGACGACAUGCGGCCACAGGUGCCAGUCAACCUGCACAGCCGCGUCCCCACACCCAUCCGCCAGGUAUGCCCCUCCGCCAGCCACAACGGCCUUCCCCUCUCUUUACCACCUCUCUCCCACAUCUUCCCCUCAUUCCCUCCCUUCUUCCCCCGUCCUACCCCAUCACCACUGUCACCUCCGCAGAGGCACGUGAGCCUGUGGGUGAAUCACCACCUGCGGGCCGUCCCAGCAAGUACCAUCGGGCGCAACGACGAGACGUGGGCAGCGAUAGCAGCGGGGGUGGCAGCAGAGAGGACGCUCUUCACCCAGGCAGCCAACAAGCGCGCCUACCUCUCCCUCUCUGCCCGCGCCCUCGCUUCCGCUCCCACCAACCUCAACUCUCCGUUUCCCUCCUCCAUUCUCGCCGCUGCUCCCGCUGUUGCUUCUGUGGGUUCUUCAGCCGGAGCUGCAUCGUCCCCAUCCAAAGCUGCAGGUUCGGCAGCUAGCUUUGUGGAUGAGGCUAGGCCGAUUUCCAUAGCUGAUGCGUUGGCUCGGGCAUCGGUGGCUCGGGCCCUCCGAGCCACAGGCUUGGAUGGGCCGUCACCUCCGGGAUCUCCUGAGAGGGAGGAUGCAGGACAGGAUAGGGGGAAGCAGGGGGACGGAGGCAGUAGUGCGAGCCCUGUGGUGCCAUCGCAACCUGCUGCUGCCGUGCACACAGGCAGGGGGCGUGACAAUGUGGAGUGUGAUUCUAAAGUGGGUAUAGGAAAGGGUGAAGGGGCUAAGGGCAGGGUGCAGGGAGAGCAGCAAGGAGGGGGGGCAGAGAUACGGAGAGCAGCAGGCAAGAGUACCGGCGCAGCAGUGGGCGAUGGUGGUCAGAAGAGCGAGCAGGGCGAGCAGGGGCGGGUGGAAGGCGCAUGGCAGGGGGGACAGGAGGGGCUGGGGGAGAGGAGGCAAGUGGGGGGCGGGGCGAGUGGGGCAGCGAUGGUGGAGGCAGUGCCAGCCCCUGGAGGGGGGGAGGGCGAUGCAGGGGAGGUGCUGGAUGGGGACUGUGGGGCCAGUGCAGGUGUAUGUGGGGGAGGUGGGACCCUCGGCAGUGAGUGGAGCGAGGGGCGUGCCGAGAAGGCCUUUCCUGUGGAGGUGUUUAUCCGCGAGCAUCUGCGCCCCUUGGAGCGCAGCGGAGUGAUAAGUGCAGAGCAGCGGCGCUGGGUAGCGAGCAAGGCGGCGGGGAAGGUGAUGGAGCGGCACGGGGGGGCGCGGUCAGCCGCCUUCCUCGUGAAGGAGGGCGAGGACGUGCGGCGCCUGGCAGAGCGCUACCUGCGCACCUACCACGUGCGCUUUUCUAAUGGGGGAACCGCACCCACAUCCUCCUCCUCCUCCCCACCGGCUGGCUGA